CUUCGUUUUCUUUUCUUCUUUUAGAACUUUGGAAACAAAGGAAGCUUCAAUUUCUUCUAAGAAAGUAUAUUUUUUUUAGGUGUUAAUGCUAUAUAUCAUUAGGGUAUAUAACAUAACAUAACUUCACAGCCAAAUAUCUCAUUUGCCAGUAGAAAGAGCUUUGAGCAGAAACCAUGGGAGAAGCAGCUGAAGCUCAAUACUUCAGAUCAGAAAUAGCUCUUCUGAAUUACUCAGAUGCCAGUUUGAAACCUCCACUCUCUCCUCUCUUGAUCCACAUUGAUCCACUCACACCAACUUCUUCAUCUCCCUCAGAAGCUCAUCCAUCACCCUCUUCCCAGCUCCACCAACAGGAACAACACCCCAAAGACGCCUGGCUUCCCAUCACCGAAUCAAGAAAUGGAAAUGCCUUUUCUGCAGCCUUCCAUGUUCUUAACUCCAAUAUCGGCUUCCAGGCUCUCAUGCUUCCCGUUGCUUUCGCCACUCUUGGUUGGGUGUGGGGCACAGUAUGUUUGACAGUGGCAUUCAUUUGGCAGCUCUAUAGCAUAUUUCUUCUUGUUGAACUUCACGAAUCCGUCCCUGGGAUUCGUCACAGCAGAUAUCUCUUCCUCGCCAUGGCUGCAUUCGGUAAAAGGUUAGGGAAAGUUGCAGCAUUAUUCCCAGUGAUGUAUCUUUCAGGAGGCACAUGCGUCAUGCUUAUCAUCACCGGUGGUGGGACCCUGAAACUGUUAUUCAAGACACUUUGCGAGAAUGAUAAUGGAAACAUUUGUAGUGCCCACGCGCUUACCGGGGCAGAGUGGUUCUUGGUCUUUACCUGUGCCGCCAUUCUCGUUGCACAGUUGCCAAACCUCAACUCCAUGGCCAUGGUUUCUCUCGUCGGAGCCGUUACCGCCAUCUCUUAUUGCACCCUCUUCUGGGUUCUCUCCGUUAAGAAGGGUAGGCCCAACAACGUAUCGUAUACCUCAACCCUGUCGCAAGAAUCCACUGCGGUGGGUAAGAUCAGCGACGUUCUCAAUGCUAUCGGAAUCAUCGUGCUAGCCUACAGAGGUCAUAAUGUUUUGCUCGAGAUACAGGGGACGCUGCCUUCAGAUUUCGAAAGAACAUCCAAAGAGCCAAUGCGCAGAGGAGUGAGCAUGUCAUAUGCUCUGAUCUCCACGUGCGUCUUUCCUCUUGCAAUUGCCGGAUUCUGGGCCUAUGGAAGCCAGAUAAACGAGGGUGGAUUGUUGUAUUCGUUCCCGCAAUUGCACAGGAAGCAGAUAACGAAAUUCUCUAUGGGAGCAAUAUACGUUCUGGUGAUAAUUCAUUGUUUGAGCAGCUACCAAAUCUAUGCGAUGCCGGUUUUCGACAACCUUGAGAUAAGAUUGACGAGCAUAACGAAUGAGAGAUGUUCGGGAUUGGCGAGAACAUGCAUACGAUUAUUUUUCGGGGGAUUGACGUUUUUCAUAGCUGUCACAUUCCCAUUCCUUCCAUCCCUAUCAGCACUGCUCGGAAGCAUAACCCUGGUGCCAAUCACGUAUGCAUACCCCUGUUUCAUGUUUCUAUCACUGAAGAAGCCUCGACCAAGAGGUUUUGUUUGGUGCUUCAACGCUGCGCUCGGGUGCUUAGGGUUGCUUCUCAGUGCUCUUCUCUUAGCUGCAGCUGCAAGGACUCUGUCUCACAAAGGCUUGAAUGCUAACUUUUUCAGACCAUAACAUUACUGUUCUCCAUUAGCGGCUAGCAGAAGCUAGAAGCUGCUUACCAACUAAUUACCAUUAAUUUAUUUUCAACCCUAAAUAUAAUCAUAGCUUAGUCCCUCUAAAUCUCCUGUUACACGAAAGAGUUAUGCUACGUGAACAUUUUUGUUAUUUUAUAUAAUUAUGUAUAUUAUUCUCUUAUUUUAGAAUUACAAAAUGUUUCAAAAGAAAUGGAACUAACCAAAAGAAGUCAAGAGA
Molecule: messenger RNA, 1928 nt
Organism: Vigna radiata var. radiata (mung bean)
Lineage: Eukaryota; Viridiplantae; Streptophyta; Magnoliopsida; Fabales; Fabaceae
Product: lysine histidine transporter-like 8
Exons: 5
Coding region: 174-1688 (504 amino acids)
Cellular component (GO): plasma membrane
Source: RefSeq, a predicted model, not a curated record